This is a messenger RNA of Saccharomycopsis crataegensis, 1998 nucleotides long. Its product is annotated as MATE family efflux transporter. Gene Ontology annotation, biological process: xenobiotic detoxification by transmembrane export across the plasma membrane. The record is from RefSeq and is a predicted model, not a curated record. Gene Ontology annotation, cellular component: membrane. NCBI's taxonomy places the organism in Eukaryota, Fungi, Ascomycota, Saccharomycetes, Ascoideales, Saccharomycopsidaceae. Gene Ontology annotation, molecular function: antiporter activity; xenobiotic transmembrane transporter activity. The transcript has a single exon. Bases 1 to 1998 code for a protein of 665 amino acids.
AUGGUGCUGUCAUAUAUCGCACGAACGCUUUCUCAAAUACCUAACUGUUUCAAUACAGACGUGAGCUUUGGGGGUCGUAUUAGAAAAAGAUACUUGACUACGUUUAUCCCUCCCAGCACCAAAACUCCCAUUUUUAAGUACGGUGGGAACGAUGAUCAACGAAGCUUCUUGUCCCUAGUAUCCAGUGAACACUACGCUGAGGAUAUUGAGGAUGGCCUGCUGGAUGAUGCUUCGAUACAUUCCUUACCUGCUGAUAUGAAUGACAUCGAAUCUGACCCGGAACUACAAACAUUGUUUAGAGAAAGAUCGUCGUUGUCAUUGGCAUCGAUCAGUACCCAUGGAUUUCAAUCAGAGGAGGAUAACAAAGGAGAUGAGCAGGAGGUUUAUGAUGAUGAUGAUGGUGAUGAUAUGACCUCAACUAAUCUUAAUCCAGUAACAUAUUACCCUAAAAAAGGCAAGCAAACACACCUGAGCCACUCGUCAACGACUCCUGCAAAAUUAUUAAAAAUGAGCAGACAGAACAGCAGGUCAAGUAUAGUUACAAAUAAGUCGGGAGACAUCAGAAGAACUAACUACGGGUCAAUAAGUGAUGCAUUGAUAGGUAGUCGACUUGAUGACGAUGAGGAAGAAGAGGAGGAUUAUGCCCAUGAGAAGGUUACAAUGAAGUCAGAGAUAAAGGUUUUUAUCAAAAAUACCAUCCCAUUAAUUAUCACUUUCUGUUUAAGUCAAUCAUAUACCAUUCUUACGACAAUUACGGCAUCGAAAGUGUUUGGGAAAGACCAGCUUUCGGCAGUUUCUCUAGCAUCAAUGACUGCUGCCAUAACUUUUUCAAUAUUUGAAGGGAUUUCGACAUCUCUUGAUGUACUAUGUCCUCAGGCAUAUGGAUCGGGGAAUAUCAAGAAAGUAGGGUUGUAUACACAGAGGUCAAUUGCCCUUUCUCUUAUUGCGUUCAUUCCAUUUGGGUUUUUAUGGUGGCACUCGGCAUAUUUUUUUAGACUCAUAUUAGAGUCCGAAGAGCUUGUUCAGUUGACAUCUUCUUUUCUUAGAAUAUUGAUAUUUGCAGCUCCUUUCUAUAUAAUCUUUGAGAAUGCAAAAAGAUUUCUCCAAUGCCAAGGGAUCUUCAACGCUAGUACUUUGGUGCUCCUCAUUUCAACUCCAUUGAGUAUAAUAACAAUUCAAACAUUAGUUCACACUAUCGGUUUUUCAGGUAUUGCAAUUACCUGUGUUUUAAAUUUCUUAGUGAUGUGCACUUUGCUAAUUUCUUACAUUUUUGUUAUUGAUGGCAUGGAAUGUUGGAAUGGUUUUACGUGGGAUGCAUUCAAUGGCUGGGGCGAAUUAGUCAAAUUCAGUUUUGCUGGUGUGGUUUGUACAUUUUUAGAGGCCUCGAGCUGGGAGAUAUUGACUUUAUUUUCCAGUUUCUUUGGAGCUACCGCGUUGGCAGCCCAAUCCGCAAUCUCAACCGUGGCAUCAUUGGCAUUUUUUGUACCAUUUUCAGUGGGUAUCAGCUCCUCUACCAGAGUUGCUAAUUUCGUUGGUGCUAAUAGAAUAGAUGGACCAGCACAAAUCGUUGCCAAGAUUGGAUUAUCAGCCGCAGUAAUUGUUGGUCUUUUCAACGCCAUGGUGCUUUUCUUUGGCCGGUACAUAAUUGCUGACAUCUAUUCGAAUGAUCCCGGAGUAAUUGCGUUAAUAGUCAAAGUCCUCCCGUUUGUUGCAGCAAUACAGUUGUUCGAUGCGCUUAAUACGGUUGCUGGUUCUUUACUACGUGGUCAAGGGAUGCCAUACAUUGGAGGAAUCAUCAAUUUUGUGGCCUAUGACUUCUUUGCCAUUCCUUUAGCAAUGCUCUUAGGCUACCAUUAUGAUUUAGAGCUUGUAGGGUUGUGGAUUGGUAUAGGAUGUGGAUUGUUUGUCAUUGGGCUCAGUGAAACUUGGUACGUGUUGAAUGUGGACUGGGAGGAAGCAGUUCGCAAAUGUAGGGAAAGAAAUCGGAUCAAAGUUUGA